AUGGAACAUUCAUUUAUUGAAUUGAAUGAUUUACCUGACGAAAUUCUUCUAAUUAUUCUGAAAGAUUUGCACAAUGUCAAAGUACUCUAUUCUUUAAUAGAUGUUAAUAAACGACUUAAUACAAUUGUAAAUUAUUUGAUUUCUACAAAAUAUUUAACAUUAAGGACGUUUUUCUCUGAUGGUUUAUUAUAUCGAUUUACUAAUACAAUACUUGAUCGAUUUUGUCUUCAAAUUUUAUCUAAAAUUCAUCAUAAAAUAGAAUUUUUCGAUCUUGAAUCAUCAUCUAUGGAACGUAUUCUACUUUCAGCAAAUUAUCCUAGUUUACAUGGACUUGGCUUAUAUGAUCUUGCAACAGAAACACCAAAAGAUCUCUUCACUAGUAAGAUAUGUAUUUCUCUAAUUCUUCCAAUAAAUAAUUAUUGAAAAACAUUAAAAUAUUAAAAUAAUUUAUCUGAAUAUAUACUUUUUAAUCAGAAUUUGAGUAUUAUGGAUAUUUUUUUAAUAGGAUAAUUAGAAAUAUUUUGGAUUGUCUCGAGAUAAAAUUCUUAAACACUAAUUUUCAAAACAGAAACUAUAGUAUAAAAUGAAUGAUUAAGAUAAAUAUUAAGGAAUGUUAAAGAAGAUCACAUAUAUUAUAUAUGAGAGAAUUAUUAAUAAGAGCAAAGAAAAACAAAUGCUUUAAUGAAUAAAACAAAAUGUAAUAAAUCAUCCAACAUCCCGCUUCUCUCAAAAUAGAAAGCUACGUCCGAACAAAAGUUCAUCGGCCCUAUUAGACGGUCAUACACCAAUUAAUUAAUUACAAAAUAGUGAAUUUUUUCAAAAAUAUAACUUAGUAAUUAGUUAGAUAUCGGCGUGUUUCUCAGAAACCGUUCCGUAUUCUACCAUUCACACUAUAUUUUAUAUGGAAACGGCAGUUUUUCCGUGAAAAAUUCGAAAAACAUUAAUUUAUGUUAUUAAUUAAUUAUAACUAAUUAUUAUAGUUUGAAAGAUUUUUAAGUAAUAAUUGGUCAAAAGUUGACCUCAAUAGACAGUCACCCAAAAAAGAAGCAAUGUGUAGAGACACAAUACAAGGGAUGCCUUUUAUUUUUGAGUGGAGGUUAAUACACAUUUUCAACGUUUAUUUAGAUGAAAAGGUUUUCAUUCUUUUUUUUCAAAAAUCAAAUUUCAUCACUUGCUAUUGAUAUUAAUAAAUGUGGAGAUCGAAACUCAAUCCAAGAUAUUAAUAGAUUUAUAUAUACACAAAUCUUUACUAUGUUCAGUAAUUUACAAUAUUUAAACUUUGGUCCAUCUUCUUCUGCUUAUCAUCGAUUAUCAUUUAGCUUCUCGUCUCCAAUCGUUUUCUCUUCAACUCUAUUGGGGUUACAUAUCAUAGUAGACUCAUACAAAGAUUGUCUUUAUUUGCUCGAUGGUCGUUUCAAUCAACUUCAUACGUUGUAUGCUACCAUUUAUGCUAUAGUUCCUAAGUUGUUAAUGAUCCAUAAUGAAGUAAGUUACUCAUAUAAAAAUCUUUUUUUAUUCGAAUGAAUUUUUAAUAUUUUUAUGAAUAUUGAUUAUGUACCCUUUCAUCUUCUAGAAGAAACUUCCCAAUUUAAAAUGCUUCUCGCUUAUUCAUAAUUUGAUGAUAAUUGGCUACGAUGAUUUUCUUGUUCCACUUUUACGUAGAAUGUCGAGUUUGAAAAAACUCAGUUUGUAUUUUGUCUAUCAUAAUGGACGAAUUAUGGAUGGUGAUGAGUUGAAAAGAAAUAUUUUGAAUCAUAUGACAUGAUUAAACAAAUUUACAUUUGAUAUUUGCUCAAUUAUUCCUCGUGCUAAUCAAAUUAACAUACCGUCAAAUAAAGAUAUUCAACAAACAUUCAGAAAUUUUAAAAGUAAUCAAACUAUUUCAUGUGUUAAUUAUUUUCCAGAGGCAAACGAAUAUCAUUGUCAUAUUUAAGCAUAUCCAGAGACAUUAACACAUUACCAUAACAUAACGAAUAACUUUCCUGGUGGAUUAUUUAAAUGUGUUCGUAAAGUAUCAUUAUAUGAUGAAAGUCCCUUUGAACAUGAAUUUUUUCUUCAAAUUGUCCCAUCAUUUCCAUUUAUGGAAAAAUUAACCGUGCAUAAAUCAGAAAUCACACAAGAAUGACAAUCAACAAUGGUCAAUUAUUGAAUGUCUUCAUCUUACUGAGCUUGAUCUUGUUCCAACGCAUGAAAAUUAUGUCGAAGAAUUUCUAAUCAAUAGUAAAACGCAUUUACUAAAUAAUGUUACACUUCAUAUCACUUACGAAUCUUUACAGAGAGUAGCGCACAAUUUUACAAGAGAUGCCACACGGAUUAAUUGUUCCAAAAUGUACUAUAUAGUUUUAUACAGUAAACCAGAAUCUUUUCAAUAUUCAAAAGACUAUUUUCCUAAUGCAAAAAUAGUUUGAUUAUUAUCAGCGACUAUUAGAAUAAAACUUCAAGGAAAGAAGAAAAGAAAGUUAUUUUAUAUUUUGUAGAAGAGAAGAAAAAUGUAUGUAUCUCAAAAUGAUCAUGUAUGGUUAUAGGUGACUUAUAUCUAUAAUAAUAAAGCUACUUUGGAAGAGAGGAAGAAACUUUAUCUAGUAUUAAAUUUGUUAAUCUAAUUAAGAGGGCCUCCUCAAAAAAUCAAUUUUACUAAAAAAGUUCACUUUUUGAGAUAAACAUUUAAAUAUGACUCCCGAAGUCUCUAGUUUUAAAAUUCAUGGAAGUUAAUUUCGAUUUCAUAGGAUUUCUGCAGAAGUCAUGAUGGGUUUUCGGAACUCCCAAACAAAAUGACAGCUAUGUACACUAGUUGGAAAAUCAUAAGCUCAAUUGUAGCUAUCGCG
Rotaria sp. Silwood2 is the source of this 2825-nucleotide messenger RNA. NCBI's taxonomy places the organism in Eukaryota, Metazoa, Rotifera, Eurotatoria, Philodinida, Philodinidae. The record is from the annotation of a GenBank genome assembly.